UGCUACGUUCUGGGCGGAUGUAACUUUCGGCUCUGGUUUCCUUGACGACCAGCCUGGCCAACCUGCUCCAAAGGCCAGUCGCUCUCAGUCGUAAACUUCUCAGAAGUGCGGAGUUGUGUGGCCGUCUGCCUCAUCUCUGUGAUCCGCAGGUCAGCAAUGCAUCUCGUUCAGCAGGACCAAAAGAUCGAUAUCGUGUUGACAAAUCAAGGAGCAACAGACCCGACAUUGGAAAUUUCAGACAGCAGCCACAGCCCUGUAAAAACAGUCAAGCCUCAACCCUCUAAGGACGGUUCGGAAGAGUGUCUGGACCAAAAGCUGGAAAACAAUCUUAUCUACUCCAUCAACGAUCGCCCUCCCUGGUACCUCUGCAUUCUUCUAGGUUUCCAGCAUUACAUCCUGGCAUUCGGAGGCAUCUUGGCCAUUCCUCUCAUCCUAGCCGAGCCAUUGUGCAUCAAGGAGAACAAUGCUGCUAAAAGUCAGCUCAUAUCCACCAUCUUCUUCGUCUCUGGUCUGUGCACCUUGCUUCAGACCACCCUCGGGACCAGAUUGCCAAUUCUGCAAGGGGGAACAUUCACUUUCAUCACCCCGACCCUGGCCAUCCUCGCGCUGCCCAAGUGGAGAUGCCCGGAUGCGAGUGCCGCCCCAAACAACAACGCCACCGUCUCUGUCCCCGCAGACAGCGACGAGGUGUGGAAAGCACGUAUCCGUGAGAUUCAGGGGGCCAUUCUUGUGGCCUCAACGCUUCAGCUUGUUCUGGGCCUGUCGGGUCUCGUGGGGCUGGUUCUGAGGUUCAUCGGGCCCCUGGCCAUUGCUCCCACCAUCAACCUCAUCGGACUGUCUCUUUUCAUUCAGGCCGGGCAAAAGUCAGGAGCCCACUGGGGAAUUGCAGCUCUAACCGUUUGCCUCAUUUUUCUCUUCUCUCAGUAUUUGAGCAAAGUCGACGUUCCUCUCAUUGCUUACAAGGACAAGAAGUGGAAAGUGUUUCAGUAUCCGCUUUUCAAACUCUUUUCUGCUUUGUUUGGGAUGUGCGGAGCCUGGCUGAUUUGCUUCCUGCUGACGUAUUUUAAUGCCCUGCCUUCAUCGCCACAAGAGUACGGCUACAUGGCCAGGACAGAUAUAAACCUCGAUGCAGUUACAAGUGCUGCCUGGUUUUAUGUGCCAUAUCCAGGUCAAUGGGGUUUACCUACGGUGAGUCUGUCGUCUGUACUGGGCAUGAUGGCUGGUGUACUGGCCUCCACGAUGGAGUCAAUUGGAGACUAUUAUGCUUGCGCCCGUCUCUCCGGUGCUCCUCCACCACCCACUCACGCUAUCAACCGUGGAAUUGCGGUCGAAGGCAUCGGCUGCAUAUUGGCUGCCCUGUGGGGCACCGGUAAUGGAACUACCUCCUACAGCCAAAAUAUUGCAGCUUUGGGAAUUACAAGGGUUGGCAGCAGAUUGGUGCUCCAGACAGCUGGACUUCUUAUGAUUUUACUGGGACUCUUUGGAAAAUUCAGCGCCGUCUUUAUAACCAUUCCAGACCCGGUCAUUGGUGGAAUGUUCCUUGUCAUGUUUGGCAUGAUAGCGGCCGUGGGAAUCUCAAACCUGCAGUAUGUGGACUUGAACUCCUCCAGGAAUCUCCUAAUCCUUGGCUUCUCAACCUUCAGUGGCCUUGUGCUUCCGACAUGGUUUCAUUCCAACCCGGGGAUUAUCAACACAGGCAUAAUAGAGCUUGAUCAGCUAAUUGUGAUCCUCUUCACCACCCACAUGUUCAUUGGUGGAUUCUUCGGGUUUGUUUUGGAUAACACAAUACCAGGAACAGAUGAAGAAAGAGGAAUCAAGAGUUGGAGAAAAGCCGUUCACAAAGGAACACAAACGCACUCUGCUGAUCUUUCCUGUUACAAUCUGCCUUUCUGCACAAACUUCAUUCAAAGGUUCAAACUGUUUCAGUACUUUCCAUUUCUGCCAUCCCUCAAGUCACAGGAGCAGAUAACACACCUGUAGUCCUGUACAUCGAGACUACAAGUUUAAUAGAGGGUACAUUCCAGACAAGCGUUCGAGUGAGUGAAUGGACUGGUAUUGAGUGAAAAAAGGGCACCGGUUUCUGAAGGUUGGACAGCAGUUGGGAACAUCUGUCCGUAGUCAACUGUGGCAAAAAUCAGCAUCUGGAGGAGAAAAAUACAAAAUAUUUCAUCUAUUUUUUAGGCUUCUUUGCAAUAUUACCGUAUUUUUACAUUUUUUACGUAAUGCAAAUAGUAUGUGUCUAAUAUAGAUUUCUGAAAUGCUAUACUGUUUCUGAAAACUGUUGUACAGUAAUGUAAUUUAAUUUUUGCAUGCAUCAUUAAAUUGACAGAUCAUUAUUUGCUGCAUAUUUUUGGAGGAGCCCAAGAAAAAUCUAAGGGGGAGACACGACCCGGUCACCUAUGCUACCUCUAAUAUUACAGCAUGAUAGCUCUAAUCUCAAUUUAUUUAUCUUAAAAUGAUUUAUUAAAGCUGUAGACCAGUGGUUAGCGCUGCUGACACAUAUAUAUCAAAGAGACCCAGGUUUGUGUCCGAGCCGGGUCAUGUCCUGAUCCCACACCCCGUUUCUUACCCUCAUGCUCCUGUCUGCCUCUACUGUCAUAUGCAUGUGAAUUAAACACCCCCCAAUUUAAAAUAAAUAAAUAAUGUAAACCAUGAAAUAAGAGAAGGUCAUAAUCAUGGAUCAUCACAUGCACAUGUGAUGCUAUAUUCAGCACAUUUUUUGUACAUGUGGAUUUCAUUUCCUUUCAACUUUUAGAUCAAAAACAGGAUGAAGUGUCAAUGAAAAAAACGAAUCAAUUUGAUUUUUCUUUAAAGUUGAUGACCAGAUAAUGUUCAUAUCUGUAAUCCAUUUAUCAAUAAAUCAAUUUAUUUUU
This is a messenger RNA of Triplophysa dalaica, 2873 nucleotides long. Its product is annotated as solute carrier family 23 member 1. The transcript has 13 exons. Gene Ontology annotation, biological process: transmembrane transport. Lineage: Eukaryota; Metazoa; Chordata; Actinopteri; Cypriniformes; Nemacheilidae. Gene Ontology annotation, molecular function: transmembrane transporter activity. The record is from RefSeq and is a predicted model, not a curated record. Gene Ontology annotation, cellular component: membrane. The coding region runs from base 157 to 1980 and encodes 607 amino acids.